AUGAAAUAUGGAAGAAAAAUAAUUCAAUUGUUAUUAUUUUUAUUGUUUCUAUGGGCUUUGCACAGACAGUAUCAUUUCAGCACAAAGAAACUACAGAAGGUACACCGGUGCUGGUUUGUGGAUACUCAAUCAAAAGAAUUAGAGCUAUCAGACUGGUUUUCUCCCAGUGAAUACAUGAACCUGUCUACCACCAGCUGGUCAGCUCCGGUUGUAUGGGAUGGCACUUUCAAUGAAGAAGUAUUGGAAGAGUAUUAUGAAAAACAUAAAAUUACUGUGGGAUUGACUGUAUUUGCUGUAGGAAGAUAUAUCGACUACUAUUUGAAGAAAUUUAUAUUAUCUGCGGAUGAGUUUUUUAUGGUUGGCCAUAAAGUCAUAAUUUAUGUCCUGAUAGAUGAUUUCUCCAGGAUGCCUUGGAUACAGCUGCAUCCCCUCCGUUCGAUCAAAGUGUUUGAAAUUAAGCGAGAGAAGAGAUGGCAAGAUAUCAGUAUGAUGCGCAUGAAGGCUAUUAGUGAACAUGUUAUGGAUCAUAUCCAAUAUGAAGUUGACUUUCUCUUCUGCAUGGACGUGGAUCAAAUCUUCAUAAGGAAAUAUGGAUUGGAGACUCUGGGGGAGUCAGUAGCUCAGUUACAUGCUUAUUGGUACAAGGAAGAUCCUAUAGCGGUGCCAUAUGAAAGAAGUGAGUUAUCAGAAGCAUAUAUACCUUUUGGUAUGGGAGAUUUUUAUUACCAUGCUGCUGUAUUUGGUGGCACUCCCAUUCAAGUUCUCGAUAUUGCCAGGGAGUGCUUAAAAGGAAUCAUGAAUGACAAGAAAAACAGCAUCGAAGCAGUGUGGCAUGAUGAAAGUCACUUAAACAAGUAUUUCUUUCUCCAUAAACCCACUAAACUCUUAUCACCGGAAUAUUGCUGGGAUUUUACUAAAACAGAUGUUCCUUUUAUUUACAAUAUCAAACUCUUUUGGGCUAAAAAGGAUUAUGAACAUCUUAGGGUGACAAUGUAAUUAUAUAGCACUUCCUUCAGGUUGCUGAAGUUAAGAGCAUCAUUUUGUCUUAUUCCUUAGGAAAUUAGCACUUGAUAAAUUUUACCACUAAAAAAAAAGAAUCACUAACAAAAUGGCAAGGCCACCAACACAGCAUACUCAUACUUUUCCUCAUAUUCAUUUUGAAUUGUAUAAGAUGGGAUAUAGCAGUUGCAGAAUGAAUGUAUUGACAUCAGAUGGAAAUACAGUGAUUUCAUAUCCUGUGUGAGUGUUGAGGAAAUAUUAUUUGUUGGAUCACAAUGAACAAAAUAGAAUCUCUC
Molecule: messenger RNA, 1295 nt
Organism: Odobenus rosmarus divergens (Pacific walrus)
Lineage: Eukaryota; Metazoa; Chordata; Mammalia; Carnivora; Odobenidae
Product: N-acetyllactosaminide alpha-1,3-galactosyltransferase-like
Exons: 5
Coding region: 1-996 (331 amino acids)
Biological process (GO): carbohydrate metabolic process
Cellular component (GO): Golgi apparatus; membrane; vesicle
Molecular function (GO): hexosyltransferase activity
Source: RefSeq, a predicted model, not a curated record